AUGAAACUGUUAGGUAGUGUGAGUUUCAUCACCAAGAGUUUUGACUAUCAUCUGCUGAAGCCAUGGCUGGGCGAUGGGCUAUUACUGAGUACGGGCGGCAAGUGGCACUCGCGGCGCAAGCUGCUCACGCCGGCCUUCCACUUCCGGAUCCUCGAGGACUACCUGCCCGUCUUCACGCGCUGCAGCCGCGUGCUGGUGGAGAAGUUGCGCGAGCGCACGGGCGACCCUUACGUGCCCGUCAACGACCUCAUCACCCUCUGCACCCUCGACGUCAUCUGCGAAACAGCUAUGGGAACGCGAAUCGAUGCUCAAGAAGGCAAAGGAGUUGAAUAUGUGUCUGCUGUACUAAGGAUGAGCGAGCUGUUCCAGAAGCGCCAGCUGACCCCGUGGCUGUGGCGGCCGUGGCUCUUCGCCCUCAGCCCCACUGGCUUCGAGCAGCGUCGCGUGCUGCGCCAGCUGCACGGCUUCACCACGCGGGUCAUCGUGGAGCGGCAGGCGGAGCGGCGGGCGGCGGGCGCCGACUCCUCGCCCAAGAAAAAGCGCCGCCUGCUGGCGCUGCUGGACCUGCUGCUGGAGGUGGCCGAGUCGGAGCCCGGCGCGCUCUCCCUCGACGACAUACGCGAGGAGGUCGACACCUUCAUGUUUGAGGCA
This is a messenger RNA of Gryllus bimaculatus (two-spotted cricket), 651 nucleotides long. NCBI's taxonomy places the organism in Eukaryota, Metazoa, Arthropoda, Insecta, Orthoptera, Gryllidae. The record is from the annotation of a GenBank genome assembly.